Molecule: messenger RNA, 264 nt
Organism: Cooperia oncophora
Lineage: Eukaryota; Metazoa; Nematoda; Chromadorea; Rhabditida; Trichostrongylidae
Source: the annotation of a GenBank genome assembly
AUGGACACACCUGUGCUGGGUGGUUCCCUGGUGACUACGUCAAUCCAGUAUCCGCAGAAUGGGAAAGCCGCUGAGACAGGCAAUCAGAACACAGCCACCGCUCUAUUUGACUACGUAGCUGGUCAGUCGGACGAGUUGUCGUUUCGUGCUGGUGAUGUGAUUGUGAUUGUGGAAAAGAAAGACGCCGAUUGGUGGGCGGGGCAUAAAGUUGACACGCCCAAUGUUCGUGGUCUCUUCCCAGCGAAUUAUGUCCAGUUGAGGUGA